Prorocentrum cordatum is the source of this 418-nucleotide messenger RNA. The record is from the annotation of a GenBank genome assembly. Lineage: Eukaryota; Dinophyceae; Prorocentrales; Prorocentraceae.
GCCUCGGCCCGGGUGACCGGGACCGCUUCGCGCAGGAGGGCCUCCUGCACCUGCGCGGCGUCUUCGCGGGCGGGGCCCGCCGCCGCCUGCUCCAGGCGGCGCGGCGCCUGCUGGAGCGCCUGUGGGGCGCUCCGCCCAGGGGGGCCGUGGAGGCGGAGCCCACGGCCCCGGGGCAGUACGGCUUCGGCGAGCCCAGGGACUUGGGCUCCAUACCCCGGCUGCGCCGGAGGGUGCUGCGGCGCGGCGGCUACCGGCUCUACCUGAACUUCUCGAGCCCCGCCCUGCGCGCCUGGACCGCGCUGCUGCUGGACCCGCGGGUGCUCUGCCGCGCGCGGGCCCUCACGGGCGGGCGGCCGCUGCGGGUCAACGGCCUCGCGUUCGAGCGGGGCACGCAGCAGGCGCUGCACGCCGACACCUG